CUUGUUCCGUCUUUGGCGGCGUCGGUAGUUCGCUCGCCUCCGACACCAUGCAGUUUUCUACGUGCGAGCCAUGACUUCUUGGACUAUCUUGGUGACGUCUUUCGGCGUCUUGCUUUCUUGUGUUCUCGCGUCUUCUUCAACCACGGAGAAAACAUGCGAAGAACUUCAACUGAAGUGCGCCCAUCGGAAAGGUUGUGGAACAGCGCUCCACGCUUACAUGUACCAGUGUGCCGCUGUGCUCUCCGGACGGACUACCAAAUGCCCGUGGCCGUGUCAGCGAGCGCUGGCAGCGCUGACGUCCACCGAUGAAGGACGUGAACUCUCAACUUGUCGCUGCGGCGAUUCGGAUGUUUGCAAACAGAGCAAGCAGAAUGUUGAAGUGUGCAGAGCUGAAGUUGAACGGCUGACAGCGCCAGGAGCGAAGAUACCGUGUAGCAUAGCGUACUGGAUUUGUGAGGCCGAGCCGCAGUGCGGGGCGGCCCUAGGCUAUUAUUACCGCUACUGCCGGUCUAUGUUCCACGGCAAAAAGUGUACAGCGCGGUGUAACAACAGCUUGGCCAUUUUGAACCGCCAGCCCAAGGCGGACACCUUGAGGUCCUGUUACUGCGAUGGAACGGAAGACUUCACGUGUCAGAAGAUCAGGGCCAACACCGAGAAACUGUGUUAUCGAAAUGAUAAGCCUCAAAAGAAGAGCAGUGGAGUGAUGUCCACUUCCCAGCCGGUGCAGAUGUUUAUCUGGAUUGCGGUGAUCACAGUUCAUCGGUGUACUGCACUGCGGCUCCAAAUCACGUGAUCCAGCGUGAACCAAUGAUGUCCAGCAUCGAGUCCACAGGGCUGAAUAUCGCCCAUAUCGCCACACGGGUAUCGGAGACACCAAAGCACGGGUUGUGUAUAUAAAACGAAACCUAAUUUAUAAGGACUGAAGGACAGGCCAUCUGCACCCCGUUGUUCCUGUGCAGGAUCCUUGCUCAUAGGCAACGACAAAAGAGCGAGAGAAAGAGAAUAAAGGGAGAAGAAUAACGCAUCUAUUAACGCUCCAUUUAGAAAAAAACAGAAUUGCGGCGUCCUGUACAGUCCGCUGAAGUCCUUUCAGGGAACAAAACUCAUUUGUGAUAGAACUAUUCCAAUACGACUCUUAAGACAAAUAGAUGAGAUAAUCAUAGAUGGUCAUUAUCAUAACGAUAAUAAAAUAUCACUCAGACAUAAAUAUAAUAGAUGCGUUGUCGCCUCAGCUGUCAUACCUCGGUGUGUUUUAUUUCCCAGUGAUUCCUACAGGUGUUGUGUUUAUGUUUAGAGAAAACCUAUUGUAUCAUAUUCAGGCAGAUGAAUGAACUUGACAUAGCGAAUGAACUGCACGCUCAUGGUUGACGCCGUAUUUGCCCCUACAUAUAACGUACGAAAUAAAAUUAAAGAGACAUGUAAAGAGCGUGAUGCUUAACAUGACUGAAAACGCGAAGAACAUCGCUAGAAACUCACCGAUUAGCAACAACACGACGACGAACGCGACGUCCUCAGGGAACGUCAAUCAAAAGCCUAUUCGUGGGUCCCCAGAGGCGGUCUCUUUCUUGUAGGAGCAUGCCACUACAUCAUUUCCUUUACAUGCCCUGGGCUAAGGCCAUGGAUGAAAAACUCGGGAGUACGUUCGGUCGUGUAGGGCAUUCUAUCAUCGCCGAACAGAACUCGGUAAAGAGGGAACAUAAGCUCAUGUGCACUUCUUAAAAGCAUAGCAUAGCUUUGCUCGAGAGCAAAUCUGCUGUUGGCAGAGUGACUGGGUUCUUAGUCGCGUUGUCCGUUCGCGUCAUGACUGUGACGGUGAUGCGAGAAUGGAGAAUACAGGUACUCUGGAGUUAGGAAGCUUUUCAAAUUGACGGGUAUCGUCUAGAACUUGUUGGUCGCAGAAAACUUUGACAUUAAUUAUAUGAAGUAAUUUCAUUGUUGUGUUCUAGCUUCCAACAAGCAACGGCCAUAUGUCAGUCGUGGAUGGAUGCACUUUCAUGGAUGUAAAAGCUGUGUACGAUACAUGAAAGGCCCACUUUCGUUGCACGAACCCUUUCUCCUUAUAUGUACUUAAGUCCUUCUUUCGUCUUUUCUCAAGUAUGGUGUUAAGAAGAAAACGCCCAUCGUAAAAAGGCUAUCAUACCAAAAGAGGCGAUAUAUUUUUUUCCCCUGUAUUCGCACCGCGAAGCAACUGUGGCCAUAAGCGGCGUACAGAUAGAGACAGGUCAGCAGUAAGAAGGGUGUGACAGGAGGGUUAAUAUGCGUACUGGGCUGAUUUCAGGGGGAACUGCGCCUACAUCAAUCUGAGAGUCUGCCAGAAAAUCCAGGGCAAAGCUCAGACAGCUCAGCCGGCGGUAGGAUUCGAAUCCAGAGGCUAUGUAAGCUGCUUUGCAAAACAAAAACAAAAACGAUCUGUCAAAAUAGUAGAACGCUAUGCAAGUCCACAGAAGAACAAGCAGUUGGGGAGCAAAAUUCGGCAUGCCGUCGGGCUCUGCAUAAAUGGAAAGACAUACAGAAGUAUCAUGUACAACCUCCAGGGUCACUAGAUUGGAUUGAAUUGGAUGCAACUGUAAAAGAAAGAAAGAGAAAAGACGAAAGAAAAAGCAGGGUGUAAGCGGAGACUUUGCGCCUGCAUGAUGGUAUUCUUCAGUCAUGGUGGUGUAUAAGCCUUCAAGUAUAGGGCCUAACAUAGGCACUAUGGCUGCUUCAUAGAGCCCACCGCAUUGCCACGCCAUUGUAACGCCAUUCCUCAGCGGGGUUCAGCUGCAUUUAUUUCGUGGGGAAGGAGUACAAAUUAUAUCUAGAGGUGAUUAGUGAAAUUACGAGAAAUCAUCUAUGCAUGCACAAAGACGAACUUUAGAACGGAGCUACGACCUGAUUUUGAAGUGGCACAUCAGUACAAUGGUGUAGUGCAUUGCAAUAAGGUUUGAUAUUUCUCUGACUACGGAUUACAUUCUUGCGCUGAGUCAUUGACUAAAUUUUUGUAGCGCGGUCAUGCAACAGAGAGAAAUCAUGCGAACGAUGCAGUUAUUUGACGUGCAAUGUCAUUUCCUCGCGCAGCAUGAUGUCAUAUCCUGUGAAACAUCGUGUAAACCAUGUACAGAAUUAUGUAUUUCAGAAUACCCUGUAGAGUUCUCAAAGCAGCAUGUUAUUUUGAGAUUUAUUCGAAUCUGUACAUAUGUGAA
Ornithodoros turicata is the source of this 3182-nucleotide messenger RNA. Its product is annotated as growth arrest-specific protein 1-like. Lineage: Eukaryota; Metazoa; Arthropoda; Arachnida; Ixodida; Argasidae. The record is from RefSeq and is a predicted model, not a curated record. Gene Ontology annotation, biological process: regulation of cell cycle. The transcript has 2 exons. Bases 71 to 793 code for a protein of 240 amino acids.